AUGUCUUCACCCAGAAAGGCUACAGCAAAGCUCGGAAAAGAUCAGCAGAAAGAUGACCCUACCCUUCAUUUGCCUUCAUCCAGCCAGGAAGCAACACAUAAAUCACUUCCUAAUGAGGUUUUUACACAACAAGUUAACUUAGAUAAGGUAAUAUUCUCUUUUUCGGAUUUCAAACAUAGUGAUUUUGUGGACCUUUUUAAAGAACCUGCCUCAGAAAGUGAGAGUGAACACACGGUGUGGACAGCCGAUGACGCCUACCACAGAGACAAGUGGAUGGGCGAGGAUGAGCAUGCAGGGCCGUCGCAGCCCGUCUCCCCGUCUGUGCGCGGUAUACAGCUUAUUUCUGAAAAGGAUUUAAUUCAGUUGGCCCAGAUUCGGCCAUUAAGAUUCAGUUUUCGCGAACAAACAGAAAUCAAGAAUUAUUUUCAAGUACUACAGAGAAAGGUAGAAGAUAAUGAAAUCAUCCAGGAGUAUAUGGCUUUGGACAGUAAGGAUCUGCGUUAUCAGUCCAACUGUGGGAAUGAACCAUGCAACAGGGACAAAAACAGAUAUCGAGACAUCCUUCCAUAUGAUUCAACACGUGUUCCUCUCGGAGAAAACAAGGACUACAUUAAUGCUAGUUAUAUUAGGAUAAUCAAUGGUGGACAAGAGUAUUUCUAUAUCGGUACCCAAGGGCCACUGCCAAGUACCACAGAUGACUUUUGGCAAAUGAUUUUGGAACAUAACUCUAAUGUUAUUGUCAUGAUAACAAGAGAGAUAGAAGGCGGGAUUACCAAAUGCCACCAUUACUGGCCCGUUUCUAUGAAGAAGCCUUUGGAACUGAAACACUGUCGUAUCUUCCUGGAGAACUACCAGAUCCUUCCAUAUUUCACCAUUCGAUUAUUUCAAGUUGUGAGGAAAUAUACAAGAAUUAAGCACUUUGUAAAACAGUUGCAGUUCACCAACUGGCCAGACCACGGCACUCCUUCGCCACCAGAUGGUUUCAUACAGUAUGUCCGCAGCGUGAGGAGCAGCCAGGUGACAGGGCCCAUCGUGGUUCACUGCAGCGCGGGAGUGGGCCGCACCGGGGUGUUCAUCUGUGUGGACGUGGUGUUCUGCGCCAUUGAGAACAAUUUCCCAUUCAACAUUAGAGAUAUCGUGGUCCAAAUGAGAAGACAACGCCAUGGUAUGAUUCAAACAAAGGAGCAGUAUUGGUUUUGUUAUAAAAUUGUGCUUGAAGUUCUUAAGAAGCUUGUGGCUUUGGAUUUAGAAAGACAGCCUCACACUUGA
Molecule: messenger RNA, 1269 nt
Organism: Pipistrellus nathusii (Nathusius's pipistrelle)
Lineage: Eukaryota; Metazoa; Chordata; Mammalia; Chiroptera; Vespertilionidae
Source: the annotation of a GenBank genome assembly